Budorcas taxicolor (takin) is the source of this 1150-nucleotide messenger RNA. It is a transcript of the gene LRATD1, whose product is annotated as LRAT domain containing 1. The record is from RefSeq and is a predicted model, not a curated record. The coding region runs from base 251 to 1144 and encodes 297 amino acids. The transcript has 2 exons. NCBI's taxonomy places the organism in Eukaryota, Metazoa, Chordata, Mammalia, Artiodactyla, Bovidae.
ACUGCCCAGGUGGAGCCGGCGCCCCUGCCACCGCCGACGGGCAGGCGCACAGGCACCGCGCCGGGGACCGCACCGAACCGAUCCACGCGGGGCAGAACUGAGCCGCAGCCUCGCUCACCGCCCAGGACCCGCUCGUCACCACCACCUCCGCGGCACCCAUGGGGACCAGGAGACUUUAAAGGAGUUUGGGGUUUCGGGAGCAGGGAAAUCACGGAUCCCCGCUCCUGGCCCUCGCCUCGCCGCCUCAUUGAUGGGCAACCAACUGGACCGCAUCACCCACCUCAACUACAGCGAGCUGCCCACCGGAGACCCGUCAGGGAUUGAAAAGGACGAGCUGCGGGUCGGGGUCGCUUAUUUCUUCUCGGAUGAAGAGGAGGACUUGGACGAACGCGGCCAGCCCGACAAGUUCGGCGUGAAGGCACCCCCGGGCUGCGCCCCCUGCCCGGAGAGCCCCAGCCGCCACCACCACCACCAUCACCACCACCACCUGCUGCACCAGCUGGUCCUCAACGAAACUCAGUUCUCCGCCUUUCGGGGCCAGGAAUGCAUCUUUUCCAAAGUGAGCGGCGGCCCGCAGGGCGCCGACCUGAGCGUCUACGCGGUCACUGCCCUGCCGGCGCUCUGCGAGCCAGGCGACCUGCUGGAGCUGCUGUGGCUGCAGCCCGCGCCGGAGCCGCCCGCGCCCGCCCCGCACUGGGCCGUGUACGUGGGCGGCGGGCAGAUCAUCCACCUGUGCCAAGGCGAGAUCCGCCAGGACAGCCUGUACGAGGCGGGCGCGGCCAACGUGGGCCGGGUGGUGAAUAGCUGGUACCGCUACCGUCCCCUGGUGGCUGAGCUGGUGGUGCAGAACGCCUGCGGCCACCUGGGCCUCAAGAGCGAAGAGAUCUGCUGGACGAACUCGGAGAGCUUCGCCGCCUGGUGCCGCUUCGGCAAGCGGGAGUUCAAGGCGGGCGGGGAGGUGCCGGCCGGCACGCAACCCCCGCAGCAGCAGUACUAUCUCAAGGUGCACCUGGCCGACAACAAGGUGCACACGGCCAGGUUUCACAGCCUGGAAGACCUCAUCCGCGAGAAGCGCCGCAUAGACGCCAGCGGCCGCCUGCGGGUGCUCCAGGAGCUCGCGGACCUCGUGGAUGACAAGGAGUAGCAGUAG